AUGAAUCAGUGCUGGUGGUUUCUGAGUCUCCUUGUAUUUGUGAGGGCAGUAUCUCACUUGGAACAGCAGUGGCACUCGUGGAAGGAGAGGCACGGGAAGUUGUACAUGGACAUUGAGGAGGAGCACCAACGUCGCAACAUCUGGUUGGAUAACUUGGACAAAAUCGAGAAGUUCAACAACGGUGCCACAGGCAACUUUAGUCUGGCCAUCAAUCAGUUUGCCGAUUUGGUAAAGAACCAGGGGUCUCACUGCAAGCAGUCGUCAUGGGCAUUCAGUGCUGUAGCAGCCAUAGAGGGUCAGUACUACCGAGAGACCGGACAGCUGGUGACACUGAGCGAGCAGCAACUCAUCGACUGCACCACGGGCUUCGGAAAUGCCGGUUGUCACGGCGGUCGCAUGAUCAACUCAUUCAAGUAUGCCAUCAAGAACGGCGGUCUCUGCCAGGAGUCCGACUAUGACUACCUCGGCUACAAAUGGCACUGUAUGUCAGAGUACUGCAGCAGUGUGGCACACUGUGUGGAUUACACGAGGGUCAAGAUUGGCUCAGAGGUCGCCCUCCUGGAUGCCAUCUAUCGUGCUGGGCCAGUCAGUGUCGGCGUAGACGCUACAAACUACCACUUUCAGUUCUACAGUGACGGAGUUUAUGCCGAGUCUGGUUGCAACAGUCACAGUCUCAACCACGGCAUGCUACUGGUCGGCUAUGGGGUCACCUGGGGCACGUCGUGGGGUGACAGGGGCUACAUGAAGAUUGCUCGCAACAUGAACAACAUGUGUGGAGUGGCCACUGCAGCCAGUUACCCCACCGUGAAGCAGUCGGACUAA
Messenger RNA from Geodia barretti, 822 nucleotides. NCBI's taxonomy places the organism in Eukaryota, Metazoa, Porifera, Demospongiae, Tetractinellida, Geodiidae. The record is from the annotation of a GenBank genome assembly.